Molecule: messenger RNA, 1377 nt
Organism: Chenopodium quinoa (quinoa)
Lineage: Eukaryota; Viridiplantae; Streptophyta; Magnoliopsida; Caryophyllales; Amaranthaceae
Exons: 1
Coding region: 1-1377 (458 amino acids)
Source: RefSeq, a predicted model, not a curated record
AUGGAUGCUAUUGUUAAUAGAAGUGGUAGGGUCCUUGAGGGUGGAGUGCCUAAUAAGAGUGUUGCUAUAGAGAGCACUAGUAAGAUUCCCAUUAAAAUUGAGGGAGAUGAGUGUCCUUUGAGUGAGAGAGUUGAUGAGGAACAAGUAGAGAAAGUGUUAGAGAAAGAGAAAGAGAAAGAACUUUACAAACCCAAGCUUCCCUAUCCCCAAAGGUAUAAUAAACACAAAUUGGAUGAGCAAUUUGGGAAAUUUGUAGAGAUGCUUAAGCAACUUCAUCUAACUCUUCCUUUCACCGAUGUUGUAGAACAAAUGCCAAACUAUGCUAAGUUCCUCAAAGAGAUUUUGAGUGGAAAAAGGACAUGUGACAUGAUGGAAACAAUUAGCCUACCCGAACAUUGUAGUGCAAUAAUCAUGAAUAAGAUGCCUCCUAAGUUGAAGGAUCCUGGAAAUUUCUCCAUCCCUUGUGCCAUUAAUAAAACUCAAAUUGAUAAUGCCCUAUGUGACUUAGGAGCUAGUGUUAGCCUUAUGCCAUAUUCGGUCUAUCAAAGAUUAGGUCUAGGAGAACUUUUACCUUCCAAGAUUACUUUGCAAUUAGCCGAUAGAUCAAUUAAGAUCCCAAAGGGGAAGGUAGAAGAUGUUCCUUUGAGGGUUGGGAAAUUUGUCAUUCUGGUUGAUUUUGUAGUGUUGGAUAUGGAUGAAGAUGCUACUAUCCCUAUCAUCUUAGGUAGACCAUUUCUUGCUACAUCGGGGGCAAUGAUUGAUGUCAAAAGUGUUAAGAUUUCUCUUAAGAUUGGAGAGGAGGUAGUUGAAUUUGAUUUGAAUGAAGGCAUGAAAUAUCCCUCUUCUUCUUUUGAGAAUUGCAUGAGAGUUGAAGUUCUUGAUAAUAUUGUACAAUCCAUGCAUGAGCAUUUGCUCACAUCUAAUGAUCCUCUUGAAUGUGUUUUGUUGAACAAGGAAAAGAUAGGUAUCCCAAACAAGGAAGUGCAAUUGUAUGAAGACUUGCUUGAUGGAAGCAAUAAAGGGAGUGAUGAUCAAAUUUGUAUGGGGAUAUCAAGUCAAGAUGCUUUGCAUGUGGCCUCAACCAAAGAAGGUAAAGGUGUUCCUAUGGUAGAGCUCAAACCUCUACCAUCACACCUUAGGUAUGAAUUCCUAGGCCCUAAUUCUACUUAUCACGUCAUUGUUAGUGCAUCCUUGAGUGAGAGCCAAGCUCAAGAGUUAUGUGGUGUCUUGAGAAAGCACCAAGGUGCUUUGGGGUACACAACUGAUGAUCUUAAGGGCAUAAGCCCCGCCUUGUGUACACACCACAUCACACUUGAGGAGGGCACCCUACCUUCUAUUGAACGACAAAGGAAACUACAUCCCCAAUGGGAGAAGUAG